Messenger RNA from Phymastichus coffea, 3007 nucleotides. RefSeq names its product endoplasmin-like. Gene Ontology annotation, molecular function: ATP-dependent protein folding chaperone; ATP binding; ATP hydrolysis activity. Gene Ontology annotation, biological process: protein folding. The record is from RefSeq and is a predicted model, not a curated record. Bases 167 to 2527 code for a protein of 786 amino acids. The transcript is spliced from 4 exons. NCBI's taxonomy places the organism in Eukaryota, Metazoa, Arthropoda, Insecta, Hymenoptera, Eulophidae.
CAUUGCAUCAAAUACAGUUAGGACUCGCGCCGCGCUGCUUUGACAGCAUAGUUGCCGUGCGGACCCUUGACGAGUCUGUCCGACGAGGUUUUCUUCAAAGUGCGAGUGCUUGCACGCGCAAGCUGACCUUCCUUAUUUUUAAUUCUGAUUUUCCUUUUGUCCAAAGAUGAAGAAAUCCGCCUUCGUCGUCGCAUCGCUCUUGCUGCUUGCAGGAUUUGCAGCUGCAGAGGAGGAUUUCAUUGAUGAGGAGGUUGGAACUGUUGAGAAAGACCUUGGAUCUAGUCGAGAGGCCUCGCGCACAGACGAUGAAGUUGUGCAGAGGGAGGAAGAAGCUAUCAAACUUGAUGGACUGAAUGUAGCACAGGUGAAAGAAUUGAGAGAAAAGGCUGAGAAAUUCAACUUCCAGACAGAAGUCAACCGAAUGAUGAAACUCAUCAUCAAUUCUUUGUACCGCAACAAAGAAAUUUUCCUCAGAGAGUUGAUUUCCAAUGCAUCGGAUGCUUUGGAUAAAAUUCGGUUAUUGGCACUCACUGAUAAAAAUAUUCUUGAUACUAAUCCUGAUACAUCAAUUAAAAUAAAAGCAGAUAAAGAGAAUAAGGUUUUAAGUAUCACAGAUUCUGGAAUUGGUAUGACUAAACAAGAUCUCAUAAACAACUUAGGUACAAUUGCUAAGUCUGGUACAGCAGAGUUUCUGGGUAAAAUGCAAGAUGCAUCUAAUGCUCAAGAAAUGAAUGACAUGAUUGGUCAAUUUGGUGUUGGAUUCUAUUCUGCCUUCCUGGUGGCUAACAAAGUUAUUGUAACCACAAAGCACAAUGAUGAUAAGCAGUAUAUUUGGGAAUCUGACAGUUCAACCUUCAGCAUUGUUGAUGAUCCACGAGGUGACACACUCAAGAGAGGAACCACUAUUAGUUUAUACCUGAAAGAUGAAGCUUCUGACUUUCUAGAACAAGAUACCAUCAAGAACCUGAUCAAGAAAUACUCUCAGUUUAUCAACUUCCCUAUUUAUUUGUGGAGUAGCAAGACCAUUGAAGUUGAGGAAGAAGACCAGGAAGAAAAGGCUGAAGAAGUAGAAGACAAGAAAACUGAAGAAGAUGAGGAUGCAAAGGUAGAGGAAGAUAACGAAGAUAAGAAGAAAAAGAAAGUUAACAAGACAGUCUGGGAUUGGGAAUUGUUGAAUGAUUCUAAACCAAUUUGGACUCUCAAACCAUCUGAAAUCACUGAUGAAGAAUAUAACAAUUUCUAUAAAGCAUUGACAAAAGAUUCUCAAGAACCAUUGGCUAAAGUUCAUUUCAUUGCUGAGGGUGAAGUCACUUUCAAAUCAUUACUUUUUGUUCCUAAGGUUCAACCAAGUGAUAGCUUCAACCGUUAUGGAACUAAGGAUGAUAAUAUAAAAUUAUAUGUUAGAAGAGUCUUCAUUUCUGAUAAAUUUAAUGAUUUAAUGCCAAAUUAUCUUGCUUUCAUCCAAGGUAUUGUUGACAGUGAUGACCUUCCCCUCAAUGUUUCUCGAGAAAAUCUCCAACAGCACAAACUCAUUAAAAUCAUUAAGAAGAAAUUGAUUCGUAAAGUUCUUGAUAUGAUUAAAAAGAUUCCUAAAGAAAAUUACCAAGAUUUCUGGAAAGAGUACAGCACUAAUAUCAAGUUAGGUAUUAUUGAAGAUGCUCAGAAUCGUGCUAGAUUGUCAAAAUUACUCAUGUUCCGUACCUCAGCACAAGAUAAGCCCACAUUAUUAGCUGACUAUGUAUCUCGCAUGAAGCCAAACCAACAGCACAUUUAUUAUAUUGCUGGUGCUUCUCUUGAUGAAGUUAAGAAGUCUCCAUUUGCUGAACGCCUGCUGAAAAAAGGAUAUGAAGUAUUGUACUUAAUUGAAGCUGUAGAUGAAUAUGCUCUGUCAUCUGUUCCCGAAUUUGAUGGAAAGAAAUUCCAGAAUGUUGCUAAGGAAGGCUUUUCACUUGAUGAAGGAGCUAAGUCUGCAGAGAGAAAAAAGGAACUUGAGUCUACAUUUGAACCUUUAAUCAAAUACCUGAAUGAUGAAUUAAAAGAUCAUAUCAGCAAAGCUCAGUUAUCAGAACGUUUGACAGACUCUCCUUGUGCUUUAGUUGCAAGUAUGUUUGGAUGGACUGGUAAUAUGGAAAGGUUAGCAGUUUCUAAUGCCCACCAGAAAGCUGAUGAUCCACAAAAGACAUAUUACUUGAACCAGAAGAAAACUCUUGAAAUCAAUCCAAGGCAUCCUUUGAUCAGGGAAUUGUUAAGAAGAGUUGAAUCUGAUCCAGAGGAUCAAGCAACUAAAGAUAUUGCCACAAUGAUGUUCCAAACUGCAACUCUGAGGUCUGGUUAUAUGCUCAAGGAAACUGCCAGCUUUGCUAGCAAUGUUGAACAACUUAUGAGGAAAUCUUUAGGUAUUCCUUUAGAUGAAGCUCCAGAAGAUGAAGGAGAUGACCUAUUUGAAGAUAACAAUGAGACUGAAAAAGAAUUUGAAAUUGAUGCAGAUGAAGACAAAGAACAUAAUGAGGACCACGAUGAGUUGUAAUAAAUUUAAAUGAAAAAUAUAAAUUUUCUUUUGCUAUGCAAUGCAUAGUUCUAACUAUAGAGUUGGAAAUGUUUGCAGCGUUUAAAGUUGCAAUUCUGUUUAAGUUACUUCGAUUCUCAAUUUUAUACUCUUGUAAUUCUCUCUCUGUUGGGAUUAGUCUGUAAAAUCACCAGUUUUGUGAGAUAGUGUGUGAUAAAAAAACUCUGCUUUUUACUCAAGCUAUGAUUUUGCAGUACAAAUAUUUCAAACCAGUAAUUCAAAUUACAAUUGUUCAUUGUACUGAUCCUUGAUGUAACAUAAGAGUUUUAAGUUAGUCAGCAAGGAUAAUUGAUCAUUAUUUAAUUUAUUUUUACUUGGUUUGCUCUUCCAAUAAGUUAUAGAGAAAUAUAGUUGUGUUUGCCUGAAAUGAUUGUAUGUUGAUAAUACUGAGAUGUUUCGUAAGUGAGAAUGUAUUUGUAUAAAUAAAUAUUAAAAAUAUGU